UGAUUAGGCAAAAACUUCCGGUCAACUUUGGUCACCACAUAAUUUAAGCCAUUACCACAACAUUUCAGGAGGUGCAAAGACUGAAGUUACAAAAGACAUACCACCAUGUCUGGGGAGAAGUGUUCGGUUCAGGCAGUUGUAAGGUGCCGUCCCUUCACAGAGAGUGAGAAGGGCAAAAAUGCCUCCAGAGCAGUGAAAGUCUCUGGUGACAAAGUUAUUCUGCAGGGAGGGAAGGAGCAGACCUUCUCUACAGAUGGGAGUUACUUCUGGGAUGUUGCCAAUGGCCAGGUGUACAAGGAGAAAUGUGAGUCUCUGGUCAAAAAGGUUGUGGACGGCUUUAACCUGACCAUCAUGGCUUAUGGACAGACUGGAUCUGGGAAGUCCUAUAUCAUGCAUGGCACUGAAGAGGAUCCAGGGAUUGGACCACAGGUGUUCCAGACUCUCUUCAGGCAGAUUGAAGCUGCAUCAGACAACAGGGACUUCUUUGUGUCCAUCACCUAUGUACAGAUUUCUGAGAAUGGCUUCAUCGACCUUCUAAAUCCCCAUGGCAACGAGAUGAAAGUGAGGCAACACCCUCAAUUGGGCAUUAUUGUAGAGGGUGCCUCUGAGAUUGUAGCACACAACGAUGAGGAUCUCAACCGCCUGUACGACCAGGGGAACAGAGUCAGUGCCAUCAUCCAACCAGACCAGAAGGCUGGUGUUCAUCGUGUUGCGAUGGUUCGUGUGGAACAGAAGGACCUUAGUACGCUGGAUGGACAGGGAGUGAGGUCACAGGUCAACCUGGUAGACCUGGCAGGGGCGGAGACCAGCGCCUGUAAGGGAGUAAAUGCCCUGCUGACAGCUCUUGGUGAGUCUAAGAAGAAGGACAGCAAUGUGCUGUACAGGGACUCCCACAUCACCCGUCUGCUGCAGGAUGCACUGGGGGGGAACAGCUACACUGUCAUGGUCGCCACCAUCUCAGCUGCAGAUGUCUGUGCAAGUCAGACACAGUCAACCUUGCAGUUGGUGCAGACUGCCAGGAAGAUCACCAACCAAGUCAAGCAGAAUCCAGAUGAGACCAGUACAGUUAUCAGUGAGCUGCGUAAGGAGAUCACCCGUCUCCGCACCAAGAUCAGCAGCAGCAGCAGUCCCGCAGAUCGCGAUGAUGUCAUCAAGAUGGAGGAGCUUGUGAAGGAUCUGCAGCUGGCAAAGAAACAGAGCUGGGAGGAACGGGAGAGGUUGUCUGACUCUAAUGAGGAGGAGAGGAAGCACAACCUGGCAAACAAGGGUAUCCUCGAGUGGGUGAUGGAUGCAGUCAGGAGGGGGAACAAAGACACCAGAGAACGGAUCCUACAGAUCCAGAAGGAUAAAGACAAGCUCCAGCUGGAGUACAAAGAGAAGCGUCAGCAGCUGGACAGGAUGAAGGAUGACCUGCAGGCCAAGAUAGCCGAUUACACCAAGAUGACAGAGAUGGGUAAAGCUAAGGAGGAUGAGACUAAGGCUCGUGUCGGAGCCAUCCAUGACCUGAAGGAACACCUGAAGAGGGAGACGGAGGCCAUCAAAGACAUCAAGAAACGACUGAAGGACCUACAGGAGAAACAACGGGCAGAGAAGGAGGAGGCUCGAGCCACCAGCUCUGCUCUGAAGGGGAACUCUGAGCUGAGGUACAGGAUUGAGGCCGAGGAACGUCAGAAGUUUGAGGCUGAGAACCGAGCCAUGAUUAAGGAGGAGCUGGACCGAAUGAAGAUGGAACUGGAACAGGAGAAGGCAGAGAUUCAGCUGAAGGAGGCCCAAGGAGUGCAGUAUACAACCAAGGAUGCCGUGCAGUUGGAGAUGCAGCUGGCUGAGAUGAAGGCAGAGAAGUCUGUCAUCACUUUACAGCUGCAGUCAUUAGAGCAGGAGAAGAACAUGCUGGAAAAGACAAUGGAGAAUACUCAGAAGGCUCACAAGGAGGAGAUGGAGAUACAGCAAUUGCAACAUUUUCAGACAUUCCGUAACUUUCGCGAGGUGUUUGAGGAGCAGAAGGCUGCGCUGGAGGGGCGGUACAGGAAACUGCUGGAGGAUGCCAUACAGGACGCUGUCUUCCUGUCCGACAGGAACUCAGAACUGGAGCAGGAGAACCAGGCUCUCAAACAAGAGCUUGCGGAGAUGAAGGAUGAGAUGACCAUACUGAAGGGGGCGGGGGCAGGCAGGAGGAGCCGUCCCCCUACAGCAUCCUCCACCAGGUCCGCAGCAUCCUGAUGGACCAGUCAUGGACCAUGAAGGGGAGAGGAUGAAAUUCUGCAUGAGAAUUGUUGUCAUUUUUGUUAAGAGCUUAGCUGGGAGAUGAAAUGAAGUGUAUUUGUACAAUUGGUAUUUUGAGACGUACACUUUUUUAUACAUUUGUAUAACGUGUUAACUCCUGUUCAGAUACUAUGGCACUAGUAGGCAGUCUCUUGUACUACAUAUACAUGUAUUUAGAAUGUGACACCUGUCAAUUUUGGUAUAAUGCUAGUAUAUGUAUUCUACUCUCGGCCAGACUGACUAUGCUGGCUAUUAUACUUAAAAUAGGGAGUUUUGCUACCAGGGUGUUUGGUCGGCUCUGGAGAGGGAAUGCUAUGUAGACCUUAACAUGGACUGACUAAUGUUUCCUCAACUGGUCAAAGAUAGAUGAAUUUUUAAAUUUUUAAAAGGUCUAAUGCUUAGAUUUUAAACAAAACACAAUGAUAAAGAAUGGGAUCUAUGCAAUUAGAAAACACAUCUGACAGCAAUAAUUACACUCCCUUUUUUGUCUAUGAUAGGUGUACAAGCAAAAUUACUCCUGAAAAGGGAAACAACAUAGAAUUGAUGUAUUUUAUAUUCAUCACAUUAAAUUCUUGUAUAUUAUAACAUUUUUUGCACUUGCAUACUAGCGUACUUCUGUAUGUCACCCAUGUAUAUAUUAUGUGAUUUUUUAUCUGUUGUGUGUGUGUGUGACUUGUAGAACACUUUGUCUUCAAAUACUGGAGAGAAGAUACAUAAUGGUAUGAAUGCCUGUGGGUCCACACUAAAAUAAUAACUAUUAGAAGUUUCUGUUGUUAUGGGCAAUUUGUGGUUAGAAUAUGAAAAUUUUGCAAUGUCACUCUGAUCACCUGUCAAAUUUAUGUUAUGUAUCCAGCGUUUGAUGGCAAUAAUAGACUUUAUAUCUGGAAUUGAAGUAUUUUUAGUAUUUGAUAUUGUCCAGCACAAAACAAAUGAAUGUAAAUAUAUGACAAUGUGAACUAUGAGAUGCAAUAAUCUUAGUAUGUAAAGGGAUAUUUUUAUUACAUCAUCACAGUAGCUGUUGAAUAAAAAGUUGUUUGCACUUUUA
This is a messenger RNA of Branchiostoma floridae (Florida lancelet), 3307 nucleotides long. Its product is annotated as kinesin-II 95 kDa subunit-like. NCBI's taxonomy places the organism in Eukaryota, Metazoa, Chordata, Leptocardii, Amphioxiformes, Branchiostomatidae. Gene Ontology annotation, biological process: microtubule-based movement. The record is from RefSeq and is a predicted model, not a curated record. Gene Ontology annotation, molecular function: microtubule motor activity; microtubule binding; ATP binding. The coding region runs from base 106 to 2220 and encodes 704 amino acids. The transcript is spliced from 23 exons.